This is a messenger RNA of Panicum virgatum (switchgrass), 507 nucleotides long. RefSeq names its product serine/threonine-protein phosphatase 6 regulatory ankyrin repeat subunit B-like. Gene Ontology annotation, molecular function: protein binding. The annotation marks the transcript as partial. Lineage: Eukaryota; Viridiplantae; Streptophyta; Magnoliopsida; Poales; Poaceae. The record is from RefSeq and is a predicted model, not a curated record. The transcript has a single exon.
CGGUGGUUUGAAGGGGAUUUGUCGUUGGUCGUCGGGGUCGGCGGACCCCAGCGGCUGGCUGCAGCUCCGCCCCUGGCGAAAGCUCUUCCCGUGGCAGUUGAAUUCGGGCCGGAGAAGAUGGCACUUAGCGCGGAGCUACUGAAGGCACUGACCGCCGGCGAUGCGGCCCGCUUGAAGCAGCUGUUGAGUGGUGCAGGCCGCCCGCAAGCAGAAGGCCAAGUCACGAUAAACGUCAACGGCGGCGGCGCGUCGCCGGUCGCAGUGUCGCCGUCGCGGGCAGGAGCAAGCCGCCUCCUCGGCGUGACGAGCAACGGGAACACGGCGCUGCACCUUGUCGCCAGCCGCGGCCACGCCGAGCUCGCCGCGCUGGUAUGCGAGAAGGAGCCCUCGCUCGUGGCCGCGCGCAACCGGAGCCUCGACACGGCGCUGCACUGCGCGGCGAAGGCCGGGCACGGGGAGGUUGCUGCCUGCCUCCGGGCACAACAUAAAUACUCCGUCUGGUUCUAA